Balearica regulorum gibbericeps (East African grey crowned-crane) is the source of this 3337-nucleotide messenger RNA. RefSeq names its product aldehyde dehydrogenase 1 family member A2 (gene ALDH1A2). Gene Ontology annotation, molecular function: oxidoreductase activity, acting on the aldehyde or oxo group of donors, NAD or NADP as acceptor. Lineage: Eukaryota; Metazoa; Chordata; Aves; Gruiformes; Gruidae. The record is from RefSeq and is a predicted model, not a curated record.
AGACUAUGACUUCCAGUAAAAUUGAGAUGCCAGGGGAGGUGAAGGCAGAUCCUGCAGCUCUGAUGGCAUCUCUGCAUCUGCUGCCUUCUCCCACUCUCAACCUUGAAAUCAAAUACACCAAGAUUUUCAUCAAUAAUGAGUGGCAAAAUUCUGAAAGUGGGAGAAUAUUCCCAGUAUAUAAUCCAGCAACAGGAGAGCAGAUCUGUGAGAUCCAGGAAGCUGACAAGGUUGAUACGGACAAAGCAGUGAGGGCAGCUCGCCUUGCUUUUUCUCUAGGUUCAGUUUGGAGGAGAAUGGAUGCAUCGGAAAGAGGCCAUCUUUUGGACAAGCUAGCAGACUUGGUCGAAAGAGACAGGGCAAUUCUUGCUACUAUGGAAUCAUUGAACAGUGGCAAACCUUUCCUGCAAGCUUUCUAUGUAGAUCUUCAGGGAGUCAUAAAAACCCUGAGGUAUUAUGCAGGUUGGGCAGACAAAAUCCAUGGAAUGACCAUUCCCGUAGAUGGAGAUUAUUUUACGUUUACAAGACACGAACCCAUUGGAGUGUGUGGACAGAUCAUCCCUUGGAACUUCCCCCUGCUGAUGUUUGCAUGGAAGAUUGCUCCAGCUCUGUGCUGUGGCAAUACAGUAGUUAUUAAACCAGCAGAACAAACACCACUCAGCGCUCUCUAUAUGGGAGCCCUCAUCAAGGAGGCUGGCUUUCCACCAGGAGUUGUCAAUAUUUUGCCAGGAUUUGGUCCAAUUGUUGGUGCAGCCAUGGCAUCUCAUGUUGGCAUUGAUAAAAUUGCUUUUACUGGAUCCACUGAGGUUGGAAAGCUGAUCCAAGAAGCAGCUGGAAGGAGUAAUUUGAAGAGAGUUACACUGGAGCUGGGUGGGAAAAGCCCAAACAUUAUUUUUGCAGAUGCUGAUUUGGACUAUGCUGUGGAACAAGCUCACCAAGGGGUCUUCUUCAAUCAAGGUCAAUGCUGUACUGCAGGCUCACGGAUUUACGUGGAAGAAUCUAUCUAUGAAGAGUUUGUUAGAAGAAGCGUAGAACGUGCAAAGAAGAGAGUUGUGGGGAGUCCUUUUGACCCAACUACAGAACAAGGUCCACAGAUUGAUAAAAAACAAUAUAACAAGAUUUUGGAAUUGAUUCAAAGCGGCAUUACUGAAGGAGCAAAACUUGAAUGUGGUGGUAAAGGGCUAGGAAGAAAGGGCUUCUUCAUUGAACCUACGGUGUUUUCCAAUGUAACAGAUGACAUGCGGAUUGCCAAGGAGGAGAUUUUUGGGCCCGUUCAAGAAAUACUGAGAUUUAAAACCAUGGAUGAAGUUAUAGAGCGAGCCAACAAUUCUGAUUUUGGGCUGGUAGCUGCUGUCUUUACAAAUGACAUAAACAAGGCCCUGACAGUCUCUUCAGCAAUGCAGGCUGGGACAGUCUGGAUAAAUUGCUACAAUGCCUUAAAUGCCCAAAGUCCUUUUGGAGGAUUCAAAAUGUCUGGCAAUGGGAGAGAGAUGGGUGAAUGUGGAUUGAGAGAAUAUUCUGAAGUUAAAACUGUGACAAUAAAGAUCCCUCAGAAGAACUCCUAAAACGACAAAGGACCACGUUGUGCAAAAGAGCACAUGAUGCCACCCUCUCUAUUCCUUAUGGAGACCAGCACUCAGGAAUAAAAAGUGUUACACAAUAUAUAUUUAAGAAAUUAAGUUGCAACAUAUAUAUUGGGCACAUAUCUGCAUACAUAAUACAAACCAACUCUGCAUGUUGUCAUAAAACUUUCUCUCCUGAGAAUCGUUACAUCUUUAUAAAACAAAUCAUAACGAGAUAAAAUUGCUAUUGGGCAUCAUUUAGUAACCGUUCUAGCUAUGAAGCUGUUAAAUGCAAAUGCAUGCACACACACAUUUAUCUCUUCUUUAAAUAAGCAAAGUAAGCCUUUACUGCUUUCAGGUUGCCUUCUCAAAGAGACCUGCCUUGUACUGACAUUCUAGUUUCAGUCAGGGCUUUACAAGCCAGAUUUUACCCAAAAUGCUAGCAGUGAACAACAUAAACAAGUAUCAUUGAUGUUCUUAAAAAAUAAAAGACUCUGAACGGUAACGAGCCAAAACCUGGUACAUUGGCAACUUUCCAAUUAGCACGCUUGCAUAAAGAGGUCAAUCUGGGGAGGGAAUCAAACCAUUAUAUGGACAAUGACACCCAAAUACUUACCAGUGAGAUUUGGCUUUCAUGACCCACAGCGAUUUGGUUUUCAAAGCUUAUUUUCAUAAUUACUUUAUGUCUUGCUAUAAACAAAAAUCCUUCCUCACUUACAGGACCUUGAAAGGUUUUACCUGCCUGUUAAAAGAGCAUGGCUAGACAGGGUGGGAGGGUGUUAAGGAGAACAGGAACAGAUCUCAACAUUUCACAGAAUAUUUCAGUUUUCACUGCUUGUCUAGGUUUGUUGUUACUGUUGUUGUUUUCACUUUUUUUCUUUUUUUAAACAAGUAUAUGCACUCACAGACUCCAUUUAUUUAUCUGUCACUAAACUGCCUGUGAUUACACUGGGAAUUAUUAAGUAGGUGUUACAGCAGGAAGAACCCAGCAAAAGCCCACCUGACUUUAUUUUCUCACUAAAUGAUGGCUUUGCCAUCUUCACCAUGCUUGUGAGCCUCAAGUGAGCUUACUGGCCGGUACUGACGUUUCAAUUAUGUCUGUUCUUUUUUUCGGCCCAGGACAAAAAUACAAGCAAGUUCUUUUAGAAGUGAGGUGUUUAAAACCUGUCACAUUGUGACCUGCUGCCUACAGAAUCUCUUCCAACUUGUAACUAACAAACUAAACACCAUCUUUCUUCUUUCCAGCUGCAGAGCUUAUCGAUUCCCUGGACUUUUUUUAAAAGAGGUUUCAUUUUACGUUUUAACUUAGAAUUAAGAAAAUUUAUUUUAAAAGUACAGUAAACCUACACUGUGUAGCUACAUUAUCUGGGGUGUAAGGACAGAAUUAUGGCCUCAGGUGUAACAGUUUUCCUAGCUGCAGAGUUUAGACUAUGAACUGUUGAAAACUCCAGGUCUGAUCAGCAAAUCAGAAAUUUCUGCAUGUUCUUAACUUCCUUUACUCUCUGAGGAAUUCCUCUUAGAUUUUAAGUUGUACGUAUCCUUAAACAAGCUGCUGGAUCAGGACAAGAGUAUCCAGCACUUUGCAGUGUGAUAGCCCUCAAUAUUUUGUAUUUCUAACUCAUGUCAAACUGUGUGUGUGUUUUUAAAGCAAUAUGUAUACAUGUUAUUCAGAAAUGACAAUACAUUCACAGACAUGGAGAUGAAUCAAAAUAUUCCUGAGCUGUUAAAUGCAAAUGCCAUAUCCUUCUAUUGUAGUGUAUGUCAGAGUGAAGAAAAAC